Molecule: messenger RNA, 1992 nt
Organism: Protobothrops mucrosquamatus (brown spotted pit viper)
Lineage: Eukaryota; Metazoa; Chordata; Lepidosauria; Squamata; Viperidae
Gene: FXR2
Product: FMR1 autosomal homolog 2
Exons: 17
Coding region: 250-1992 (580 amino acids)
Biological process (GO): positive regulation of translation; regulation of dendritic spine development; regulation of translation at postsynapse, modulating synaptic transmission
Cellular component (GO): dendritic spine; growth cone; dendritic spine neck
Molecular function (GO): mRNA 3'-UTR binding; translation regulator activity; protein homodimerization activity
Source: RefSeq, a predicted model, not a curated record
UCUGUGGCUCUUCCUAAUAGGCACUCCGGAGGGGCUUACCACAGAGGUUUUGUUAAAGAUGUACAUGAAGAUUCGGUCACAAUAUCCUUCGAGAACAACUGGCAACCGGAACGGCAGAUUCCCUUUGGGGACGUGCGGCUGCCCCCACCCACAGACUACAGCAAGGAAAUCUCCGAAGGGGACGAGGUGGAGGUUUAUUCCCGCGCGAACGAGCACGAGCCCUGCGGCUGGUGGCUGGCCAGAGUCCGGAUGAUGAAAGGAGAUUUUUACGUCAUAGAGUACGCGGCUUGCGACGCCAUCUACAACGAAAUUGUCACCUUGGAGCGAUUGCGGCCCGUCAACCCCAGCAAAGUGGCCACCAAGUGCAGCUUCUUCAAAGUCACCAUUGCGGUCCCGGAAGACCUCAAGGAGGCCUGCUCCAACGAAAACGUGCACAAGGAAUUCAAGAAGGCGGUGGGUGCCAACUGCAUCUUCCUAAGUACCACCAGCAGCGAACUCAUCAUCCUUUCCACGAACGAGUCCACGGUCAAGAGGGCGUCUCUGCUGGGCGACAUGCACCUGCGCAGCAUCCGGACGAAGCUCAUGCUGAUGUCCCGCAACGAGGAGGCCAACAAACACUUGGAGACGAGCAAGCAGCUGGCCUCGGCCUUCCAGGAGGAGUUCACGGUGCGGGAGGACCUGAUGGGCCUGGCCAUCGGCACCCACGGCGCCAACAUCCAGCAGGCCCGCAAAGUGACGGGCGUCACGGCCAUCGAGCUGGACGAGGAGACCUGCACCUUUCGCAUCUACGGGGAGACCCCCGAAGCCUGCAAGCAGGCCAGGAGCUUCCUGGAGUUUUCGGAGGAUUCGGUCCAGGUGCCCCGGAAUCUGGUCGGAAAAGUGAUCGGCAAGAACGGGAAGGUCAUCCAGGAGAUCGUGGACAAGUCGGGCGUGGUCCGAGUGCGGGUGGAAGGGGACAACGACAAGAAGAAUCCCCGGGAGGAGGGCAUGGUCCCUUUCAUCUUCGUGGGCACGCGGGAGAACAUCAGCAACGCCCAGGCCCUGCUGGAGUACCACCUCUCCUACCUCCAGGAAGUGGAGCAGCUGCGCCUGGAGAGGAUGCAGAUCGACGAGCAGCUGCGUCAGAUCGGCCUGGGCUUCCGGCCUCUCUCCGGCCGCCCGGAGAAAGAGCGGGGGGGCUACACCACGGACGAGAGCAGCUCCUCCCUGCACAGCACCCGGACUUACGGCGGCAGCUACGGCGGGCGCGGCCGUGGGCGCAGGGGCCCCAAUCCUGGCUACGCCACCAACUCGGACGCCUCCAACGCCUCUGAGACGGAGUCGGAGAAGAGGGAGGACUAUGAGGGCCCGCCCCCCAGCGACCGGGACCCUCGCCUGGAGGACGGCCGUCGGCGGCCAGGGGCAGGGCGGGGCCGGGGGCCUGCUCCAGCCCCCCGUGGGGGCGGCAGCAAGCACAGCACCUCCUCCAUCAGCUCAGUCUUGAGGGACCCGGACAGCAACCCCUACAGCCUGCUGGAGAACACCGAGGCUGAGCAGGCCGGGGACACCGAUGCCAGCGAGUCCCAGCCGCUCAGCAACCGCCGGCGCCGCUCGCGACGACGUCGCACCGACGACGACACCACCGUCAUGGACGGGGCUCUGGAGUCCGACAGCACGUCCGUCAACGAGAACGGCACGGAGGAGGAGUCGAAGCCGCAAAGACGCAACCGAAGCAGACGCCGCCGUAACCGUGGAAACCGCGUGGACAGCUCCAUCAGUCGGGACCGCCAGCCGGUGACGGUUGCAGAUUAUAUCUCCCGAGCCGAGUCCCAGAGCCGCCAGGGCCCACCCCGCAGAGAGAGUCAGGAGAAGGCCCCCGCCGAGGGCAGCCUGCCCAAGCCGAAGGCAGAGGCAAGCAGCAAGUUGGUCAACGGCCCUUCGGAGAACGGGGAGCACAGCGCCACGGCCGGGGCGGAGGUGGAGGUGACCCCCCUGGUCAACGGGGUGUCCUAA